AUGUCUGACAUACGAAAACCCCAGGUUGACAAGGAGAAGUUGAAAGAGGCCUUUGACGUCUCGAAUUUCGACAUCAAUGCCAUCAUUCGAGGCGUACAACUUACUCUGGUGGGAGCUCAACGAGCAUUACAAAACCCUGGCAUCUUCACCAAUGAACAUUACAAGCAGGCCGCCAUUGCCGUAGCAUCCGGCAUCAUCAUCCGCAUCCUGAUUGCAGUCCCAAUUAUCGGAGUCAGGGUCUUCUUAUGGGUGCUUUCCUUUGUGGUCAACCUCGAUGUGGUAACGUGGGACGAUAAGAUCGUCCACGGGCUCCAUUUCAUUGAGAAUCAUGUUUUGCAAAUCCCUCUCUUCCUCAUGACGCUGAUGCGCUACAUCACACCCACCCUUGACAACCUGUUCAUGGACUCUCUUCAAUGGGUCGAUAUCACAUAUGUCCAGAAGCACAAGGGUGAAAGCCCCGACUCGCUUCGAGAUAUGUACUAUCCGAACCUUCGCCAGUACUCCAAGAAGGACGGAAGCACGCACACCACCAGCACUGCCGAAGCCACGACCAUGUUCCUCUGGAGGUUUGCUCGGAAAGGCCUCAUCUCUCUCGCCAUCUUCGCGCUCUCAUACUUGCCCAUUGUUGGUCGAUUUGUACUCCCGGCGGCCAGUUUCUACACCUUCAACAAGGCAGUGGGCCUUGGUCCAGCAUCCGUCAUUUUUGGUACAGGCAUCUUCCUGCCGCGACGGUAUUUGAUCAUUUUCCUCCAGACCUAUUUCGCCUCGAGGAGUUUGAUGCGAGAGCUCUUGGAGCCGUAUUUUGCUCGCAUCCACUUCACCAAACAGGAGAAGAAGGCCUGGUUCCACAGCCGCGAAGGCCUACUGUUUGGGUUCGGGAUAGGUUUCUAUACUCUGUUACGGGUACCGCUACUUGGCGUGCUGAUCUAUGGCAUUGCUGAGGCUUCCACCGCGUACCUCAUCACCAAGAUCACGGAUCCGCCACCGCCGCCGGCACAGAGCGCUGGAUUUGCGGCCAGCCAGCAGGAGUGGAAGAACAAGCACGAGUUCUUGAGCCUCGAUUUGGCAAACAUGGAUGCGAUCCACGGCAAGGGCCGUGCAGAGCCGAAGAAGGACCUGUAA
Molecule: messenger RNA, 1122 nt
Organism: Thyridium curvatum
Lineage: Eukaryota; Fungi; Ascomycota; Sordariomycetes; Thyridiales; Thyridiaceae
Exons: 4
Coding region: 1-1122 (373 amino acids)
Source: RefSeq, a predicted model, not a curated record